AUGAGGAGUGAGCUCAUCUGCCAACCCACUAUAAUACAAAGGGUCAAGUCGGCCUCGGUAACAGUGGACGGGCAGCUGGUCUCGUCCAUUAGCAAAGGCCUGCUUGUUCUAGCAGCUGUCUCCAAAGACGAUACCGAGAAGGACAUCGAUUCCAUGGCCAGCAAGAUCCUCAAAACGAAGCUGUGGGACGACGAUUCCAAGGAUCCCCCGGGCCGCGUUCGUCUUGGGCUCUCUAUGCUUGAAACCUUUUGUAACCCGUGA
Messenger RNA from Parastagonospora nodorum SN15, 261 nucleotides. RefSeq lists its product as hypothetical. Bases 1 to 261 code for a protein of 86 amino acids. The record is from RefSeq and is a predicted model, not a curated record. The transcript has 2 exons. Lineage: Eukaryota; Fungi; Ascomycota; Dothideomycetes; Pleosporales; Phaeosphaeriaceae. Gene Ontology annotation, cellular component: cytoplasm. Gene Ontology annotation, biological process: tRNA metabolic process. Gene Ontology annotation, molecular function: D-tyrosyl-tRNA(Tyr) deacylase activity.